Messenger RNA from Camelina sativa (false flax), 484 nucleotides. RefSeq names its product S-protein homolog 5-like. Lineage: Eukaryota; Viridiplantae; Streptophyta; Magnoliopsida; Brassicales; Brassicaceae. The record is from RefSeq and is a predicted model, not a curated record.
CUAAACCACAUCCAUGGCUUCCUCGACAUAUCAACUUUUCAUUUUCGUGCUAAUCACAUUUCUAGUUAUUUUCGAAACGUCGUUAGCGAUUGGAAACUUUUCACCUGUCGAUGGAAGUUUACUGUUCUCACCUAAACAUGUUGUGAUCUAUAACACAUUGAACUCACAUGAAGGAUUGGUCGUGCACUGUAGGAAUAAAGAGAAAGAUUUGACGUUUCCUGCGAUCCAAUCUCAACAAAGUGUAGGUUUCAGCUUUCGUGUCAAUCUACGCAGAACAACAACAUACACUUGCACUUUCUCGUGGGCAGGAAAUGUAAAGACGUUUGAUAUUUUUAGAACGGAUAGAGAUGAUAAUUCAAAAAGUGUAUGUGGAAUCUGCAAAGAAUGUAUUUGGUAUAUUAACGAGUCAGGUCCAUGUCGUGUUAGACGCGAUGGAGGGGCUCCUUACUGUUUUCAGUGGCCAUCUUAAUUAUCUUAGAGUGAU